This is a messenger RNA of Eutrema salsugineum, 870 nucleotides long. RefSeq names its product probable nucleoside diphosphate kinase 5. Lineage: Eukaryota; Viridiplantae; Streptophyta; Magnoliopsida; Brassicales; Brassicaceae. Bases 119 to 673 code for a protein of 184 amino acids. The transcript has 5 exons. Gene Ontology annotation, molecular function: nucleoside diphosphate kinase activity. Gene Ontology annotation, biological process: GTP biosynthetic process; CTP biosynthetic process; UTP biosynthetic process. The record is from RefSeq and is a predicted model, not a curated record.
GUGGUUUGAGUAUCCAAACGCGCGUUUCUAAGUUUUCCGACAGGAGGAGAAAACUGGACCGUCAUCGCCAAAACUCGCCCGACUGUAACCGCCGCGUUUCUGUUCUCCUAUCAAGCUUAUGUCUGGAUUCUCAGAUCAACUACUGUUCCUCCUCCUUCUCGUUUCUGUCUCCUUAUCGCCGCCAGUCAGGUGUUUAGGUAAUGGAGGAAAUGGAGGAAAUGGUAAAGAGAGAACAUUGGCUAUGAUAAAACCAGAUGGAGUCUCUGGUAACUACACUGAAGAAAUCAAAAGGAUCAUUGUCGAGGCCAGUUUCGAUAUCGCCAAGGAGAUGCUUACUCAGCUGGACAAGGAGACUGCGUCUGCGUUUUACGACGAGCACUCGUCAAGGAGCUUUUUUCCUGAUCUUGUUACAUAUAUGACAAGUGGUCCGGUGUUGGUGAUGAUACUGGAGAAGACGAACGCUGUUUCUGAUUGGCGUGGUUUGAUCGGCCCAACUGAUGCGCAAAAGGCUAAGAUAUCUCACCCUCACAGCAUCAGAGCAUUAUGUGGUACGGACCUGCAAAGAAACUGUGUGCACGGCUCAGAUUCAAGAUCAUCAGCUGAGCGAGAGAUCAAGUUUUUUUUCGAGGAUGUAGUUUCAGGUGACAUUGCUUCUCAACAUGAUGAACUAUAAGAAAAACCGAUACAGGUUCUUCAAACUCAUGUAUGUUUCAUUACUUCAGCUUUGGAUUGUAAUCUUGUAACUGUUGGUUGAUUGGUUAUAAUUUGGAUUGAACUUUUUAACUUUUGCCAUAAGCAAAUUAUUUAGACUAGGCAAGGGAAUUUAUCCUUAGUUGUAUCAACAUAUUUUGGGACGAGAGCUAUUAUAUC